AUGGCCUUAAUAUCCAUCCCGACCAUUGCACCAUGGCUACUAUCACUCGUAACAGCCAGCCUGGUGUGCAAGUGGGUUUACCGCCUCUAUUACCACCCCUUGUCCCGCACUCCAGGCCCGAAGAUCGCAGCCUGCACUUCCCUCUGGCUGGCAUACCACACCUACAUCGGCGACGAAUGCACGGUAGUCUUCAAUCUACACCGUAAAUACGGUCCAGUGCUACGCGUCGCGCCAAAUGAUGUCGAUAUCGCCGGUGCAGACGCUAUCGAGCCGAUAUACAUCUCCCGCGGUGGAUUUCCUAAGGCGCGGGCUUACUCGAAAUUCGAUAUCGAUGGCCACACUACUAUUUUCUCUACGUUGACGCUCCCUGAGCGUGCCACUAGAGCCAAGGCUGUUGCGCCACUUUUUUCGACUGCUUCACUGAGACAGUCGGAGAAGGACUUGUCGAAGGUUUUUGAUGAUUUUGUAGGACGACUAAGACGGGAGGCUGAGAAGGGUGGCCCUGUUAAUGUGCUUAAUAUUUCGCGCUGUAUGGCUAUUGAUGCUGUGAGUACUUAUCUGUUUCAGCAUCGCUAUGGGGCUCUUAAUGAGGAGUCUGGAGUGAUGUCAGCGUCACCUUUUGUGGAUGCAUUUGUUGGCGUUGGGGCGUUCUUCAAUCUGACUCCAGGGAGGAUGACGGAUUUUGUCAUGGCAGUUGCUGAGAAGUUCAUGUCAACUGAAACCACCGAGAGAGCAUUCAGUCUUAUGGACAAGUUCACUGGGCAACUUGUCAAAGGUGCGGCGCUUGCGAAAGGUACAAUGCCUAAAAGUGGAAGCUAUCAGAGCCGCCUAUUGGGAAAGCAGUCAUUUUCGCAGUGUCAGAUUGAGGUGAAAGAUGUUUGCUUUGCUGGGACGGACUCGACCAGCAUGAAUACUGCUACCAUAUUGUGGUUUCUUGCAAAGAACCCUGAAAUAUAUAACCGACUCCGCUCGGAAGUCCAGAACACAGCCGCAAAGGGGGAGGAUCCUGCAUCCAGCAGCUAUCUUCGGGGAACUAUUCGGGAAGGACUACGUCUAUCCUGGGCCAAUCCUAUUAGACUGCCACGAGAAGUCCCCAACGGGGGAUGGAAAUAUCACCAAUACUACUUCCCAGCUGGGACGAAUGUCGGUGUAUCUUCUUUCCAGCUGCAUCAAGACGAAGAUGUUUUCCCAGAGCCGUUGCGAUUUACGCCUGAACGCUGGCUGGAACCGACCAAUGAGAUGUUAAAUCACUUUUUUGCAUUUGGAAAAGGUAGUAGGGGGUGUAUUGCGCAGAAUUUGGGGACUUUGGAGUUGACCAUGGCAAUCCUCAAGAUUGUGGAGGCGGACUUGCUUCGUGGGUCGAGCAUUGUUGGCAACGACGCUAUUCGACUCAAGGAGUGGUUUAAUUCUCGGGUUGAAGGGGAGCAGAUUCUGAUUCAGUUUAGCAAUCAAAUCUAG
Messenger RNA from Penicillium arizonense, 1458 nucleotides. Its product is annotated as cytochrome P450. Gene Ontology annotation, molecular function: oxidoreductase activity, acting on paired donors, with incorporation or reduction of molecular oxygen; heme binding; iron ion binding. Bases 1 to 1458 code for a protein of 485 amino acids. Lineage: Eukaryota; Fungi; Ascomycota; Eurotiomycetes; Eurotiales; Aspergillaceae. The transcript is spliced from 2 exons. The record is from RefSeq and is a predicted model, not a curated record.